Messenger RNA from Selaginella moellendorffii, 948 nucleotides. Its product is annotated as transcription initiation factor TFIID subunit 7. Gene Ontology annotation, biological process: RNA polymerase II preinitiation complex assembly; transcription initiation at RNA polymerase II promoter. The transcript has 6 exons. Gene Ontology annotation, molecular function: RNA polymerase II general transcription initiation factor activity. Bases 101 to 712 code for a protein of 203 amino acids. Lineage: Eukaryota; Viridiplantae; Streptophyta; Lycopodiopsida; Selaginellales; Selaginellaceae. The record is from RefSeq and is a predicted model, not a curated record. Gene Ontology annotation, cellular component: transcription factor TFIID complex.
AUAUCCAUCCAGGAAGUAUGUGUUUUGUACUGGAAUAUCCCUUGCUUGUUUCCAGGUCUUUGCUACAGGACCAUCGCACACCUCCGUAAAAUCCCGAGCUAUGGAGGAACAAUUCGUGCUGAGGGUUCCUCCCUCUGUAGCUGAGAAGCUGCACAGUAUUCUCAGUGAGAAUUCCGAUGAAGACUCCAUCGAUCUCGCUUUUAACGGUGAUGGACGAACAGGCAAGUUCACAAUUGGACAGGACGAGUACGAAGUCUCGCUUGUGGAUCUACCCUGUGUCGUGGAAUCGUACAAAACUUAUGACCAUUCCGUGCUGAUCAAAACAGCCGACAUUGGACAGAUGAUCCUCGUGAAUGAUCCGGAAAAUCCCUCGAAGCCAGAUGCUACACCGGAGUACAAGCAUGGACUCACCCCUGCCAUGAAAAACGCACGAAAGCGAAGGUUUCGCAGGCAACCCGACAUGGAUCCUGAAUACGUGAGUAAAGUCGAGGAAGACCUGACGAACAUAAUGGCAGGGGGCACUGCUCGCGAUGUAGAUGUUGAAGUUCUUGAGCAGGAAGAAGAGGUCGAAGACGAGCCUGUCCAAAGGAAGCCAGCGCCAGAGCCAGUUCCCGCUGGAGUUGCCACUGACAAGAACAAAGUUUCAAAGCCAGUCGCUGAUGGUUCUUCGUCCUCUGACGAUGGCGACUACGACGACGACUCGGAUAAUUAAGAAAAGAACACUGGUAUCUUGGAUCUGUAUUUAAUCUAUGUUUCUAACCAGCGCAGGAAGUGAAGCUAUCAAGUAACAGUUGUCAUGGUAAGCAUUCGUUGAUGAUGCUGCCUCUUCGCUAUCACUGAUGUGUUUGUGGCUGUAGUUUAGUGGUAAGAAUUCCACGUUGUGGCCGUGGAGACCUGGGCUCGAAUCCCAGCAGCCACACCUUAUUAAGGUUCCUCUUUUUUUUCUCA